Messenger RNA from Mugil cephalus (flathead mullet), 4470 nucleotides. RefSeq names its product SRY-box transcription factor 4b (gene sox4b). Gene Ontology annotation, molecular function: RNA polymerase II cis-regulatory region sequence-specific DNA binding; DNA-binding transcription activator activity, RNA polymerase II-specific. The transcript has a single exon. NCBI's taxonomy places the organism in Eukaryota, Metazoa, Chordata, Actinopteri, Mugiliformes, Mugilidae. The record is from RefSeq and is a predicted model, not a curated record. Bases 599 to 1828 code for a protein of 409 amino acids. Gene Ontology annotation, biological process: anatomical structure morphogenesis; cell differentiation; positive regulation of transcription by RNA polymerase II.
AGCAAGGGGGGCCGGGUCUGGAGGGCUGCUUGAAACGCGACUGUUGGUCUGCAAGGUGGACAGUGUAACUCGCUCUAGCUUCUUUUUUUCCUUCCCCAGCAUGCAUGGCUUUUGUUUCUAGGAGCAGGGACAGAGCUGAUGCAGAGAAAAGCACUUACCUUACACACUGUACCUGGGAGCCCUUUGAAAGUGCCCGAGCGCACAGCUUGACACUCAAGUCUGCGCUCUGCAGAUGUACAGACUGUGUUCAGUGAAUUGAUUUUAUAACACAGAAGGAAGAGACUGAGACACCGAUUACAGGGUACAGCGUGGAUAGCGGGCUAUGCUGUCCGUGCUGUUUUAACACCCACAGAACCUGGAAAUUAAACUUUUUUUUUCUACGCAUCUAGCCUUUCAAGGCUACUCUGGACUGAAGUUUAAACGACUUUAACUGCGCAACUCAGGAGUGAAUCAUUUCUUGCACUGUUUCUACUCAGCUCAGACUGUGAAGAGGAGGCGAAAAGAGCUGAGUUUGCUUUAAAGUGAAUCAGAGGACCAAGGAGAGAGGGAGAGAAAGAGCAAGCACACCGCUCUCCCUCUGUGUGUAUAACUUGGCAGCAUGGUGCAGAAAAUGAGCCACACGGAGAGCACCGCCGAGGCGCUGUCCUUUUUCGGCGGGGAUUCGAGCUCCGAUUCCGGGGCUUGCAUGGAUCUGGACCCGGCCGCCUCGCCUCUCUCGCCGGGCUCCACGGCUUCCUCGACGGCCGGCGACAAGUUGGGAGAAAACCCGGCGUGGUGCAAAACUCCCAGCGGACACAUCAAGAGACCCAUGAACGCGUUCAUGGUGUGGUCGCAGAUAGAGAGGAGAAAGAUCAUGGAGCAGUCCCCGGACAUGCACAACGCCGAGAUCUCAAAGAGGCUGGGGAAGCGGUGGAAGCUGCUCCGAGACGGCGACAAGAUCCCCUUCAUCAGAGAGGCUGAGCGGCUCAGGCUCAAGCACAUGGCGGACUAUCCCGACUACAAGUACCGGCCAAGAAAGAAGGUAAAGUCGAGCGCAUGCAAGCCGGGCAGCAGCGGAGAUAAGGGGGAAAAAGUUAACGGUAGCUCCAACAACACCAGCAUUAAGUCGUCCUCAUCUUCGAGGAAGAGCGGAUCCAAAUCACCCAGCAGCAGCAAACCCCACAAAUCACUUUUCGGGAGCAGUAGCACCAAAGCAGCACUGUUUGCCUCCGAGCACCCAUCAGAACACCACCACAACUCUCUCUACAAGUCCAAGUCUGGUUCCUCGGCAGCCAAGCAGAUACCGGACAGCAAGAAGCCCAAGCGGGUAUACGUGUUCGGGAACAGCGGUGCGAGCCCCGCGUCCUCCGUCGUAGUCCCGGCCAGCCCGACGCUCAGCAGCUCGGCGGACUCCAGCGACCCGCUCAGCCUCUACGACGACGCGGCCAGCGGCAGGGAGGAAGGCGCCGACUCCCCCGGCAGCAGCGGCAGCAGCCUGCGCGGGUCUUCGGAGCGUCACGGCGGGCACACAUACAGCAGUCGGCGGGCUUCCUCGCCUACCCCCUCCGGCUCUCACUCCUCCGCCUCGUCCCACUCGUCCUCUUCCUCCUCGGAGGACGAGGAGUUCGAGGACGACUUGCUCGACAUCAACCCGAGCCCCAGCUUCGACAGCAUGUCGCUGGGGAGCUUUGGCUCCUCGGUGCUGGACAGGGACUGGGAUAUGAACUUUGAGUCCGGCUCCGGGGGGUCCCACUUCGAGUUCCCCGACUACUGCACCCCCGAAGUCAGCGAGAUGAUCUCCGGAGACUGGCUCGAGUCCACCAUCUCCAACCUGGUGUUCACGUAUUGAGAGGGAGGAAGAGAGCAGAAGAAUAAAACGCAAAAAAAAUAGUCUACGACCAGAAACAGGGGUUCCUGCUACAGUGGGCGCAAUAGUUUGUGUGCACCAGACUAAUAUGAAACCCACUAAAACUAGGCUCCGUCCCUUCUCGCCCUCAUAGGCAAGAGCUGCAAUUCCUUGGAAAGCUCAACGUUAAAGCGAAUAACUUUGCUUUUUUGUACUUUUCUCUGGAUGCGUGGUGGACUGUGGGACUCGGUACAACCACGAAAGUGGAGGGAGUUCAAAACAAGAGGAGAGGGAAGGAGAGACUGCGUUUCCUGACAGUGAAGCUCAGUCCAGGACUGUUUUGAACUCAACAACUUAACUGUGAUUGAUUUGCACGUUACGCGGUCCGCCGUUCACUUAAUCAAUGUCUGUCGCUGAUUUAGAAAAGAAAAAAAGGGACAUUUCACAACUUUUUACCAAUCGCCAAGUGAACUUCACCACUAAAAAGGUACACAAAUAGGACUGCCGUGCGACACUUUUAUUGUGGUGUGUCACCGAGAGGGAUUUUUAAUGAAGCCGAGGUGGGUUGAUGUUUUUUUUUUGUUUGUUUGUUUUUUAAGUCGAAUAUUUUCUCAAAAGCAAAAAAACGUGUUACGCAUGAUAGCCUACUUUGUUCCUAUCUUGUGCUGAGAUUUUUUUUUUCUGUGAGACUGUCGAACAGUUUAAAAACUAGUGUUAGGGUUAUUUAAGUGGAUAGGUGGCGCUCGCUUCGGUUCUUCUCUUUAAAAAAAAAGGACAUUGAAAUAAUCACCAGCUGUCGUAUUAUCAGACUUCAGGAUUCAAACGCAACUUCAAAUCUGUGCUGAACUUUAUACACGUGUUCUCUAUGAUUCAGGACCAAAAUUCUUUAAUUUUCAGAUGAUAGCUAUAGAGAAAUCCUCACCGAUUUUUUUUUUUUUUUUUCCAUCCUCUGAGCUUUGUUUUGUACAUUUAUUCAGAUGCCAUUUUAUAUGGGAUGUUGUAUUUAUAUACUGGGCCAAGCAUUUUUGACUUGAUCUGUAAUUUUUAUUUUUGUUUUUAUUUCCUGUAUACAUGACCUAGUCCUGUUUUUGUUUUUCUUACACAGUUGUUCGUCAGUAUGUCUGUGUCUGUCACAUUUCCUUCUCAGGCGAAGGGCUAGAGUUUUAAAAACACACGACUUUUCAUUUCUUUUUUAUAUUUAAAUGUACACACUUUUUGGACACUUAAAAGAGAGGAAACAGUUUGAUUAUUUUCUCAGUGUAUUUUUGUACAAAUCUAUAUAGAAAAUGGGGGAGUCAACAAUCGGUGUGUGUAGCCUACAGCUGUAUUGGAUUUCCUAAUUUUUAAUACCCCGGCAGACUGGUUUUCAUGCUGCCUUCAAGUGCUUAUGGUGAGCUCGUAUACUUAUGUUGCCUGUUGAGACGCUUUUGUACGGGCAGACAGCAGAACGGAGCUCAAGACUGUGGUGCCUAUUGUUUAGAAGUCCAAGGCACCAAGCUACUUUUUGACAGAGCAGAGGCGCUAAUAUGAAUCAGGUGUGUAAUUUGUGUUUGAAAUAAUUAAACAGGCAAAGUUUGUGUAACUUUUACCAGCAAGUACUGAUAAUAGUUCUUUGAUCCCUGGACCUCUGCAGUACAGGCAUGACAUACUUUGUAUGCAAUUGAGGUUUUCUUUCCCGGCAGCACUUGAAAGCAGCACCAGUCUUCGUAUCAGCCUACCUUCUACGUUUACAGUGCCAGACUUCAGACUCCUUAAAGACACAGGAACGCAUUAUUUCCAGAGGCUAUUCACACGGACCAUGUGGGUUCAACAGCAUCACUAGCUCUUAAGCAGCCACUUGCUAAAACUGCAUUUCCUGUCAGAGAUCUUGCCUACGACAACAACGAGGAGAUUGUAGCUUUAAAUUUGACUUAUUUCUUGAUGUUUUCAUUAACUGAUGUCACAUUUGCCAAUCAGCCACUGGAUUGAUCAAUAUAGCAAGCAAACAACAAGGAUGACAACAUCAAGCAUAUUCAAAUUUCUGACUUGAGUUCCGCAAACACCUACUUGUACUGCGUUUCUCAUUGUAUUUGAAUAUAUAAUCUUUUCUACUUGUCGGCUAACUAUUAGCUAAUAAUUGUUUUAGUAUCUUUAUGGCAUGGUGAAUAGCAUUUGUAUUUCCGAUUCAGGUUAUUAGCUGUUGUGUUUUUCAGAAAAAAAAAUGGAGAAAAAAAAAAUGAGGAAAACAAUGAAACGUGAACUCGAUCUUUGUAUAUUUGACUGUAUCAUAAAGCAAAAAGAUUGUGUGUUUAUGUACGUUGUUGCUAUUGAGGACAGGCACUGUCUAGAACUGCUAUCUUUUACACAUCCUUACUUACAUUUAAGGUGGUCAGUUCGGACUGUUUUUUAUAUAUAUAUGAAAGCAUUUUUAAAUAUAUUAACUUUAUUUUUCAUCCAUCCUGUGCAAUAUGCUGUGUAGAAUUAUCAUUUAUUGUCUCUAAUCAUGCCAUAAACAAAGGAACCACCCUUUUUCUGAGACCCAGAGAAAGGGGAGGGCGAACUCAUGCCAGCUAAAUUGUGUCCAUUCACUGCCUGUCAGAUUGUUGAUACAAACUUGUGUACAGAACUUUUUCAAGGAAGGAAAUAAAUAUCAGCUGGAACUGAAA